Pocillopora meandrina is the source of this 6057-nucleotide messenger RNA. NCBI's taxonomy places the organism in Eukaryota, Metazoa, Cnidaria, Anthozoa, Scleractinia, Pocilloporidae. The record is from the annotation of a GenBank genome assembly.
CGUACAUUUUUCGAGCAGUGGAAAGUUUGUUUCGGAUAGGAAAACCUUGUCUGUGUGGCUACUAUCUCGCCAAAAUUGGUCAGAAAUGGCUCUUCAUCGUGUUUUAAGACGCAUGGUAUCACCGUCAAAUAAUGCCCUUCUUUUGUUUCGUACUCAAAGCACGAAAACCGCCGCGAUUGGUAUCCUUUUUUAUGAAUACUGUUAUGAUGUAGUCAUGUGUUAUGCAAGAUUUCUAUCUUGUUCUGUUUGUCAAAAUGAUACUGAAAUAGAAAGCAUUUUCCGGUUUUGUUUCCUUAAUUUUUAUGUUAAUAGCUGAAGAAACAACCAAGGAGAAAAAAGAUAACUUUUGUAAGUAAUGUGUGAUCAGAACGUAACGUUAACGCGGAGAGAACUGGGGGCAAAUAUUAUUGGGGGGUGUGUAUGGGGGUGCUAUACCCAAAAGGUUAACCUUUAACUCCCAGUUUUGACUAACAGUAACUUCUCCCUAUCAUAUCCAUACAUUAUUCAGCAAACAGGUAAUGAGAAUACUCAAGCUUAUCAAGUAGAAGUUGUUGUCUUGAUUUGUUAACUUAUUUACAACGAAACGUGUAACAGCUACAUGUUUAACAGUUUGGUCUUGGGAGUCAAAGAGUUAUCUUAAAGGAGAAAUCACAGUUGACCGAAAGUAAAUGUUAUGUUAGUUAGGAUAGGAUAUUCAUUUACCACUUUUUACAUGCAAUCUUCUUACUAACAGACAAGAACUUUUGUUUUUGUCAAGCAACAAUUCUAGCUGUGGUAAUAACAGUGAAUAGUUUUCCUUUUCAGUGUUGAGUGUCAUCUUUUCUUAUAUUGUGUUUUGUUUAGUGAGAUUCAACUGGCAAGAUCCUUUGAGUCUGGAAAGCUGUUUGACUGAAGAAGAGAUAAUGGUUAGGGAUCAGUUUAGAGAUUACUGCCAGGAAAAGCUUAUGUCUAGGAUUUUGAUGGCAAACAGACAUGAAGGUUAACAUAUCAAAUAUUUAUCAUAUAAUUUAAGAAUUGUAUCAGGUUAGAACAUACAGUUGACCAGAAUCUGAUUGGCUAAUUGCAUACUUGUAGUGGUCCAGCUUUUUAAAAUAAGGAUCACAACCUUGAAUUUUUCAGCAGAAACAAACUUUCUGAAAAAAAAAGUUAUUUUCUAUUCUAUGUCAUUCUGUUUGGGAAAAACUGUACCCUUGGUCUAGAGCACUGCCCUUGGCCUUCAGCCUUGAGCUGUAAACAAGACACUGGGCACUUUUCUUUCCAUUUGGAUACUUGUCUUUUAAAUAACAUAAUGUAGAUUUAUCAUGUACUCAUACUGAAUCUUUGCUAUAUUGCCUUUGCAGUCUUUGAUAAAGAUAUUAUGACAGAAAUGGGAUCCCUUGGAGUUCUUGGUUGCACAAUUAAAGGUUAGCAGAUAUUCUGGGUUCUUCGACUACAAUAAAAUGUACUUUUUCACCCACUGUACACUGUAUGUUUUCAAAUUUGGCUUUCUUUUAAAAUCUUUCAAUUCUAGGUUAUGGAUGUGCUGGUGUCUCUUCUGUAGCGUAUGGACUUAUUGCAAGAGAGGUUGAAAGGUUAGAGUAAUUGCACUUGUUUUCACUAAGGAAUUUCCAAGCUUUUUGAGUGAAAUGUGAUUUAUAAUUUUGAUACAGCUCUUUAGUAUACUAGUGGCUUGUGAUCAUUUUCACCAUGAUCUUUGCUUAAAUGUGGGAGAAUAGUGGAUUUUACCGUGUAUCUGUGUUGUGUUAACCCUUUCACUCCCACAAGUGACCAAGACCAUGGGAUAGUUGAUCCAAUACCAAAUUCUCUGAACUAGCAUCAUAAGAAUUACUCGUUAGAUCUUGGGAAUGAAAGGGUUAAAGGGAUAAAUUUUUACACUCUCAAGUUUACAUAGAGAUAUGUGUAUAAGGCAUCCUCUUCACCACAGUGAAUACAACCAGAUGUUUGAAAUCAUAUUAUAUCAAUGACUAUUACAAUGACAGAAAUUUUUGUAGAUUCUAAAAGUAUGACAUUUUGUAUCCUGUUGAUAGGGUGGACAGUAGCUAUCGGUCAGCCAUGAGUGUCCAGUCCUCUCUCGUGAUGCACCCAAUAAAUGCUUAUGGAACCGAGGAACAGAGGCAGAAAUACCUUCCACAGCUUGGUAAGGAGCAUUACAUCAUAUGUGUCUGCUUUGUAAAUAAUGUUAAUGGUGGAUCAUUUAACAAAUAGGAACUAGUAAUAUGGGGAUUCAAUUAGCACAUUACGUGGGGCUGGCAUGGCUUAGGAGUCAGGGCAGAACAUGCAUCUUAUUGAAGAUGGUGGACUGAUUGUUAAAUAUCAACAGGGCUUCUAAAAUUAAAGGUAUUUCUGUUUUCUUAUCAAGCACAAGGCAAGCUGAUUGGCUGUUUUGGUUUGACUGAACCUAACCAUGGUAGUGACCCAGGUGGAAUGGAAACAAGAGCCAAGUAUAAUUCGGCUGGCAACAGUUAUAUUCUUAAUGGAAGCAAAAGCUGGUGAGAUGGGUGUUGUUUAUGAAAUAAAUAUUCUAAAUAUUUCUAUAUACUGUAAAUAAAAAUAAAUGAAUAAAUGAAUAAAUAAAUUGAUUAAUAUUCUAGAGUAUGACUGUAAAAUCUGUGUUGUUCAAACUGUGGCAUAGGGACACUAAGGUCUUGCUCAAAACCUUUUUAAUAUUAUUUCCUUUGUUUAGGAUUACUAAUUCACCAAUAGCUGAUGUGUUCGUUGUGUGGGCAAACUGUGAAGACAAGAGAAUCAGAGGCUUUAUCUUAGAAAAGGUUUGGUCACAAAGAUUUCAUAAAUGUAAAGAACAUCUGAAUAUGAAAUUACAAAGAGUUCUUUUUUUUGUCUUGUCUUUGCAGGGAAUGAAGGGACUCUCAGCCCCUAGAAUUGAAGGUAAAUUUUCUCUGAGGGCUUCUGUAACAGGCCAGAUUGUCAUGGAGGAUGUUGAGGUUCCAGAAGAAAAUCUUCUACCAAAUGUUGAUGGACUGGAGGUAUUAUUGACAGAAGUGUUUUGAUGAUAAUGAUGAUGAUGACUAAAUAAGUACAUGAACAGUUUUAUGCCUAAGAGUGACUAGCAUUUAAUUUCUCCUUACAAUAUCACCCAUGAAUUACAGAUAACAGGUCACAAGAAUAAAGGAAAUGAUCACCACCUAAGGAAAUUUGUAGAGAACAGUGUGGAGAAUAUACAUUCUGAUGCUAGGGUGCUGAGGCUUAAAGUACAGAGUAACUAAUAAAUCUUCUGACAAACAAUUCACAUACCUAAGCAAUAAGUAGUAAAACAGAGCAAUACUAAUGUAAGAGGAAACAAACAAUAUCAGAGAACUGAAGGAAUUUAAGUUGGAUCUUUUUUUUUGUUUGAUAUCAAUCUUUUUUUCUCUUCAUUAUCAGGGACCCUUUGGUUGUCUGAACAAUGCUCGUUAUGGCAUUGCAUGGGGAACUCUUGGUGCUGCAGAAUUUUGUCUUGCCACGGCAAGGCAAUACACAUUGGACAGGUGGGGAAAUACUUAGAAACUCUUAUUGCCUGAGUGGGGUUUGGCCAAGGGUUCUUUGUACAUUUUGUUGUAUUUACCUGGUUUGAUUUGACUUUCCAAUAAAGUUGUAUAUUAUGUUGUUCAACAUUUGUACUCAUGCAGCAAAUUUUUAAGGGGUAAGGAUGAGGUUAAAUUUGUGACAUUUGAAACUUUAAGUAAAAAAAUGAACCAUGUAAUCUUAUUUGUAGGAUCCAGUUUAAAAGACCGCUGGCUGCCAAUCAACUUAUGCAGAAGAAAAUGGCUGAUAUGGCAACUGAGGUUAGUUCUCUGCCAUCAAGAGUAGAGCUUUUUUAGAAAUUUAAUGACUCCGUUGGUAUGUAAUUGAAGAAUAAAGUUGUCAAAUUCUGCUUAACCCCUCUCCAGUAAAAUUAAUUUUUCUUUAUUUUUUUAUUUCUUUAUACAGAUUGCCAUUGGGCUUCAAAGCUGUCUGCAAGUGGGACGGCUCAAAGAUGAGGGACAGUAAGUAGAAACAACCAUAUGAAGAGAUUUCUCAUUACCUUUAAGUUAAUUUUUGUAUAUCACCUGGUUGUUCAUAUCAAAUUUAAUGGCAAGUUCAGGAGCCUUCAAAAGAAUGUUCAUCAGUUGUAAUCAGCUGACAUGAACAUUGGUGUAAUUACAGUAGGAUCACUGGUAUAGGAAUAAGGUCAUAAUUUUUCCUCAGCAUAUGUUAUAUUUUUUUACCACAGAUUAAUCUCAAAUUUUUAAGGAACAUUAAUUAUCUGACUGAUGUUUUUUUUUUAACCCUAAAUAGAUACUGCCCAGAAAUGAUAUCUAUGAUCAAACGGAACUCAUGUGGAAAAGCAUUAGACAUUGCACGGAUGUCCAGAGACAUGCUUGGAGGUAAGUUACUCUAUCUGCCAUUUUUCUGGAGUGGAGGGCUUAGGGAAUUAGGUGAGGAAAUGUGAACUUACUCUAUGGAACUUUUGCAUAAACUUUUGGUGUCUUUUCCAAAACACACAGGAAAUGGAAUUUCAGAUGAGUAUCAUGUCAUCCGUCAUGUGAUGAAUUUGGAAGCUGUCAAUACAUAUGAAGGUAAAACUGACUAUCAUUGAUUUACAAAAGCAAGUAAGAGGCCUGUAUGAACUGUGUAACAAUGCAUACCCAUUUUCCAUGAUAAGGAAAAAUGCCUUUACUGGCAUUCAAAAGAUAUGAUAGGAUCUUCCUUCCUUUUUUUACACUGAGGGGAACUUUUGCUAGGAAGUGAGUAUAUAGUCAGGCUUGGAAUACACUUGUUUGUUAUGAGUGAAUGGUAGCCUGCAAAGCAGGGGUCAUUUUGGCAAGUGAGUGCUCAGUGUUUUUGUAGAGAAAAUUAUCGCCCCCAUCUUUGAAGUUAUGGCAGGGGAAGGCUGGCUAGAGAAAUGAUUUUGUACCAAGGGGGUGAUUGACAGUCGAAAAUAAGGAGAGGGGUGGGGAAGUGAAUAUUCUUGCUCUCCCCAACUGCCUACUCUGACUUCAAAUCAAACCAAGUUGUUGUGAUAAACCUUUGUGAGCUUAUGAUUGUAAUUCGCCCCUACUAAAUGCUUGCAUUGCAAGUACAUUAAUUGACAAAAGGGAAAGAGAGAUGAUGUCUUUCCCAUAGGAAUGACUGAUGUUUUGUCCACUGCAUUUUCACAUGGUCUGAGACAAUUUGGGCCCCCUUCUCCCCUCUUUCUCUUCCCCCCCCCUCUAUCUUCUUUUCUUACCUUUUAAAGAUACCAGCAUUUCCUGAUGUGAAGUUUCAUUUUCUGACUGCUUUACCAAGUUUUUAUAUUUUUGUGUGCAGGAACCCAUGACAUACAUGCACUGAUUCUUGGAAGAGCAAUCACAGGACUUCAGGCUUUCACUGGCCGAUGAAUACAUUAAUGGUGAUGAAUAUGUUUCAUAGAAAAAGAAAUGGGAAAGCACAACAUCCACACUCGUCAAUAAAUCUAUACAUUAAAUUAUCAUCUCAAGCAAAAAUGCUAACCUUUAGUUCUAGGUACUGCUAAUUUAAUAUAUAUGGAUGAAAUACCAAGGUUUGUAAGUGUUCAGACCACACAAAAAAUUUACAACUCAGACAAAUAGAUCACUGACAUGUAUCUUUUGGUAAAUUUUCAUGCAGAUUAAUAAUAACCGACACAUGCCUAAUUGUGAUAUUGUUAUCUCUGUUUACAGUACUAAAGUUAACUUUUGAGAAUGUGAAAAGAAAACGGGGGUGAAGAAGGGCCUAUCUUAAUUUUUAAAAUGAUGUAAGGAAAAUGUAUAUUCAAUUCUACACCAACUUAUUCUUCUCAUUUGUAAAAUUUCUUAGUUGUACAUUUUAUUCAGAAGAUCAUCUUGCUUUGGUCAUAGACAAGGAGCACAAAUUUGCUAGUACGUAGAUAAAAAGUUCCUGCACCCCUUCAUAGUUGGGGUAGUUACAGUGCUUGUAACUGUUUGAGAGUUCAUCUUAUAUUUUUGAAAUAUUAUUUGUUUUAUUAAGAGAAAUGGGAAAGAAAUGUUAAUGUGUAUGUGGUACAGUAUAAACUUGUACUCCAGUGUUCUGUAUGGUGUGGAAAUAAAUACCUGUACUCUG